This is a messenger RNA of Aethina tumida (small hive beetle), 2207 nucleotides long. Its product is annotated as U3 small nucleolar RNA-associated protein 6 homolog. The transcript is spliced from 8 exons. Gene Ontology annotation, molecular function: snoRNA binding; protein binding. Gene Ontology annotation, cellular component: Pwp2p-containing subcomplex of 90S preribosome; small-subunit processome. The coding region runs from base 260 to 2149 and encodes 629 amino acids. NCBI's taxonomy places the organism in Eukaryota, Metazoa, Arthropoda, Insecta, Coleoptera, Nitidulidae. The record is from RefSeq and is a predicted model, not a curated record. Gene Ontology annotation, biological process: maturation of SSU-rRNA from tricistronic rRNA transcript (SSU-rRNA, 5.8S rRNA, LSU-rRNA).
AAUGACGCAACUUACACAACAAUUAAAACCGUGGCUUCCUCAGGGAUUUUAUAUUUUGUAACAUUGUAAUAUUAUGAAAAAUAUUUUUAAUUGCACAUUUAAUUUUUCAAAAAGGGCACAGCAGAAGAAGAACUUUGUUUGACUGACACAUAACCUCAAAUCUUUUUGUUGACAUGUGUGGUGUUACCUUUUUCAACGUUUAUUUAAGCUGUGUUUAUUAAUUAAUUGAGUCAAACUAAAGUAAAACAGACCUAAUAAAAUGGAGAACGUUAGCAGACAUUUGGAGGGAAUGUAUGAUGAAUUCUCCGAAAUGGAAAGGUUACAAUUGUUUGACCAAAGUGAAAUAAACAAAAUAAAGAGAUUCCGAAAGGAGUUCGAAUAUAAAGUGAAUGGUGUGAACAAAAAUCUGGUGGACUUUAAAGCGUACAUUAAACAUGAGAGGGAUCUAAUGAAACAAAUCAAACUGAGGCGAGACAAGAAACAAAUAGCUGAAAGAAAAGGUAACCUGGACGCCAAAGUGAUGAAAAGGAUAAGAACUUUGUAUGAAGUGGCCAUACAAAAAUUCCCCAAUGACUACGCCCUCAGUUUGGCUUACUUUAAGUACUGUAAAGUAUCCACCAAUGCAGAAGCGUUGAGGUAUGCCCUCAAUAACUUAAUCAAAAAUCAUUCACACAACUCGGCCACAUGGAUUCUGAUAGCAAAAUACUAUGCAUACGAGAAGAAAAACAUAAAGGAUGCCAUCAGCCACUUGCACAAAGGUCUCAGGAUACACAAGGAGCCCCAGAUGUACCGCACGGCCCUCGAAUUCGAACUGUUUGAGGCCAGAACGAAACGACCUGCUGUGCUGUCUGAACAGGAGCUGGCCAAAGAGAAAAUUUUAAAUCUAAAACUCAAAAACUAUUUGGAAACCAUUUUCCAAGACGUGAACGACUUCAAUUUUUACAUUGAAAUCCUGGACAUGCUCCAAAAGUACCCGUCAACGAAGGACGCCCAGGAUGUAAUUGUACAGAAGUUGCUGCAGAGCCACAGCAAUGAAGACGUUGUGUGGCACGCCUUGGCUCAAAGGGAGUUGAAACAAUUGAACAACAAGGACUCGGACCAGGAGAAGACGUCGUCGAAGCAAAUUCUGGAACAGGGCUUCAAGAAGUACCAGGAAGGUUUGAAAAUCUUGUCUGGGGAGAAAAAGACUGCGCUCUGGCGACGAUAUUUGGACUGUCUCAUGGACUUCCAGAACAACACAAACGUGGCUAGUAAAUUGAAGACCUCAACUUUGCAUCAGGCUUUGGAGGACGCUUGUGAGGAGGACAUCUUGGACAAUCGGCACUAUAUCAUGUGGAUUGAAUUACUUGACAACAAAAUGGACGAGGCGGUGAACGAAAAUCAGAGGCAACAAAUUCAGGAGGAGAUCAUUGAUGUGCUGGAAAAAGGUCUGGAAGCAAUCCCAGACUCAGUGGAGCUGUGGAAGUUGCGCAUGAAAGCUGCAGUCAUGACAGAUAUUGAGAAGGAAGUGAAUGAAACUAUGAAACGUGGAAUCCAAGCCUUAAAAGACAAAUCAUUACCAAUUUGGCUCAUGGCUUUAAGGUUCCACGUGUUGUCAUCGGACGAGAAGACUAUAGACGAGUUCUAUCAGAGUGCCACGUACGCCCCAAGGGAGGUGUGCAGCGUUUUGAAGCCCCAAUACAUACUUUGGUUGGGUAUGAACAAGCCAGUACAGGAUGUACGUGCCAAAUACAAACUAAUGGCAAAACAAACACCUUACUGCAAGGAACUACAUAACUCCAUGCUCAAGGUAGAGAACAACCAGCUUCAACCAGAUGAAGCUGAAAUUGAAAAGAUUCACAAAAACGCCUGUGAUCAGUUCGGGACUGAAGACGUGGACGUUUGGAUAAAUUACGCACAGUUUUUGAGUAAACACAAACCAAAUGAGGUGUCAAAUCUUUAUCAAAGGGCUGAAUCGAAGCUGGAUAAGUUGUUGUUCUCCGAUUUUCAGGAAAAAUACAUCAGUUUGGAAGAGUAUAACAAGAUUUGCUCUGGAGACCCAGCAAAUGAUUUAUUCAAGGUUUUGAAUGCCGCCUCUAAAAAUAAUAACAGGAUGGAUAAGGAGAUAAAGUUGUUCCCUGACUAUGUGCAGGAAGAGGAUAAAUCGUAAUUAAGUGAUAAUAUUGUUAACAAUUACUUUAAAAAAAAAGAACAAAAAAUACCUAGUA